AUGGGGGAAGUGGUCACUACUACUAUGGCUGGGAAAAUAGUGGACUUGUUGUUUAAUGCGGCUAAAAGAGAGAUUGAUUACAUCCGAAAUUACACUAAAAAUGUUGACAAGUUGAAGAGUGAAACUCAAAAGCUCAAGGGUAUGAGGGGUAGGAUUCAACAACGAAUCGAUGCAGCUAAAGAGAAUGGAGAAGCUCUCUUAGAUGGUGUGCAAGAAUGGAUAGAUAAGGCAGACAUUGGAAUAUCCAAGGCGGAAGAGUUUCUCAAAGAAGAAACCAACGACAAGAAGACGUGCUUCAACUUACAACCAUGUGUCGAUUUGGGCACCCUAUCCCAUUACAGUAAAAUGGCGAUAAACAAGACUUCUUGUCUUCUGGAUAAACAAGAAGAUGGCAAAACUCAUGAAUCUUGUGUCUCUAUUCCCACUCCCACUCCAAGAUUUGUAGACCUCUACCAAAAAAAGAAUCUUGAUGAUAUUGGUACCCACAAGUUGGCGUUGAGGGAAAUAAUUCAAGCUAUCAAAGAUGACAACAUACAAAUCGUUGGAAUUUAUGGGUUAGGAGGUGUAGGGAAAACUACAUUAGCCAAGGAAGUUGCUGCAGAAGUGAAGAAUCUAUUUGCAGAAAUUGUGUUUAUAACUGUCUCACAGACUGUAGACAUUAAAGAGAUUAAAAUGAAUGUUGAUGUAGCUGCAAAGCGGAUAAUUAAUGGGGAGAAGGUUCUAAUUAUUUUUGAUGACAUAUGGGAAAGGCUAGUCCUUUUUGAUGUGGGCAUACCAUGUGGAAAUGACCACAUGAAUUGCAAGAUCUUGUUGACAUCUAGAAGCAGAAAUGUAUGUGAAGUGACGAAUGUUGAUAGGAAUAUCUGUGUAAACACUUUGAUGAAAGAAGAAGCGUGGGUCCUUUUCAAACGUAUUGUGGGUGAAAAGUUAACGAACAAUGAUAGUCUGGAGAAAAUUGCAAGAGAAGUGACUGAAGAAUCUGGUGGAUUGCCACUCGUCAUUCAAGUCGUGGGAAAUACUUUAAAAAAUAAACCAAUUCAUAUAUGGGAGGCGGCACUUGACCGGCUACAAAAGCAUGCCCCUCUAGAGAUUGCUCCAGAGAUAAGGAAAGCAUUUACUCAUUUGAAACUGAGCUAUGACUUACUUGAUAGCAAAGAAGUUAAAUCCUGCUUCUUAUUGUGUAGUAUGUUUAGAGAAGAUGGAUACAUAGAUAUGUUACGUUUAGCAUAA
Molecule: messenger RNA, 1230 nt
Organism: Lactuca sativa (garden lettuce)
Lineage: Eukaryota; Viridiplantae; Streptophyta; Magnoliopsida; Asterales; Asteraceae
Product: disease resistance protein At4g27190
Molecular function (GO): ADP binding
Source: RefSeq, a predicted model, not a curated record